AGCAUGUCAAUAUCAGUUGACAGUAAUAAUCUUAGUUUUGUUAACGAUUUGAAUCCUGCUAAGGAUAUGUGGAACAUGAAGGCGAGAAUUAUACGAAAAUGGAAUCAGGGUUACAAAAUGGAGAUCAUCUUCAUUGAUGAGAAGGGUGCUAAGAUUCAAUGGGGUAUUAAGAGUCAUCUGAUACCUGUUUUUGAUGGGCAGCUGCAAGAAGAUGCUGUUGUGAUUCUUUCGAAGUUUGGUGUUGGUGAGAAUAAAGAUUUAUAUAAAGUAGUAGUGCAGCCUUAUAAAAUUAACUUUUAUAGAUGCACAACUGUUACUCGUGUGAGAGAUUGA
Molecule: messenger RNA, 333 nt
Organism: Helianthus annuus (common sunflower)
Lineage: Eukaryota; Viridiplantae; Streptophyta; Magnoliopsida; Asterales; Asteraceae
Exons: 2
Coding region: 4-333 (109 amino acids)
Source: RefSeq, a predicted model, not a curated record